AUGGAUUAGAUUGAAUAUGUUAAUCUUGAAAAGAAGCCAUAAGCUGAUAAAAAUAAUUAAAGAAGGAAAUAAAAUAUUAGACAAAAUAAAAAUGACAGAAAUAGAAGAAUCUAAAGAGAUAAUAAACCAUUUAAUCAAUAAAGAAAGUAAUGGAAAAACAAAGAUUAAUAAAGAUAAAAUGUAUAUAAGAUAUAUUAUAAUAAUUUAGCGUCCAUUUUAAUCUAAAAAUAGAAUAGUGGCAACUGGUUAAAAGAGAAGACAAGAAUAAUAAAGAAAAUUUAAUUAAAGAUCUAAAGCCCCUAGAAAUAUUUAACCAAAUGUCAUAAUAAAAGGAUUGGAUCCUAAGAUGACAGAAGCAGGUUUAUAAGUAUUAUAAUAAAUUUACAAAUUUAGGAAGCUUGUAAAGAUUUUGGUCCAAUGAAUAUGUGCAAAUUAGAUAGAGAUAACUUUGGAUAAGUGAAGGUAAUUUAAAUUAUUAACUUUUAAACAGCCAGAAGGAAUUGGUUUAGUUAGGUUUACUAGAGUAGAAGAUGCUAAAGCAUGUGUCGAAAAGUUAGAUGGUGUUACUGUGUAAAUUAUUGGAGAAAAUAACAAUGUAAUUAAACUUUUAUAUUAUUAGGAAAAAGUAAUAUCGGCUACCUUUGUUGGUGAUACAGAACAAAAUGACAAUAAUAGAAAUAGAGGUGUAUUGAACAUUACUAAAGGACCUAUUAAAAAAAGGUAUUGUUUCAAUAAAAUUAAAAUAGAAACUGGAGAAGAUGAAUUUGAAUAAACACAAAUAUGUUAUUUUAAACAAUUCAAAAAUC
This is a messenger RNA of Paramecium sonneborni, 806 nucleotides long. NCBI's taxonomy places the organism in Eukaryota, Ciliophora, Oligohymenophorea, Peniculida, Parameciidae. The record is from the annotation of a GenBank genome assembly.